Penicillium argentinense is the source of this 2163-nucleotide messenger RNA. Its product is annotated as DDE-domain-containing protein. NCBI's taxonomy places the organism in Eukaryota, Fungi, Ascomycota, Eurotiomycetes, Eurotiales, Aspergillaceae. The coding region runs from base 1 to 2163 and encodes 720 amino acids. The record is from RefSeq and is a predicted model, not a curated record. Gene Ontology annotation, cellular component: intracellular membrane-bounded organelle; membrane; cytoplasm. The transcript has 2 exons. Gene Ontology annotation, molecular function: nucleic acid binding. Gene Ontology annotation, biological process: sphingosine biosynthetic process.
AUGGCGCAGAAUUUACUCCAAGCGCGUCUACAGGAUCCUUCAGCAACCCUUGGGGUUAACUGGGCCUACUCCUUUACAAAACGCCGCCCUGAAAUACAAACAAGAUAUAACCAGAGGAUUACAUACCAGCGAGCAAAGCAGGAGGAUCCAAAGGUUAUAAAACAGUGGUUUGCGACCGUACGCGAAGCUAUUCAAGAACAUGGUAUCCAUGAGGAUGAUAUCUGGAACUUUGACGAAACCGGCUUUGCAAUGGGACUCUGUUCAACCUCUAAGGUUAUUACUGCGGUAGAUCGUAGUGAAAGACCUCGGAGAGUUAUUCAGGGAAAUCGCGAAUGGGUUACAAUCAUUGAAUGUGUGAGCUCGAAAGGCAUUUCUAUACCUCCAUGGGUCAUCUUAAAGGCUGGAUCUCACCAGGCCGCUUGGUAUCAAGAGCCUGCUAUCAAGAAUGGCUGGGUUCUUGCCAGAAGCCAAAAUGGCUGGACAACAGAUGAAAUAGGCCUUGCUUGGCUAAAAGAGACAUUUGAGCCAUAUUCUAAACGCCUUUCAACCGGUGCGAAGCGAUUACUUAUUCUCGACGGCCAUUCUAGCCACCAAACUGCAGAGUUUGAUGCUUUUUGCAAAGAGAAUGCAAUUAUCUGUCUCUGUAUGCCUCCUCAUACCUCUCAUCUACUACAACCACUCGAUGUUGGUGUUUUCGGCCCGUUAAAACGUUCCUAUGGGAAAUUGGUUGAAGGAAUGAUGACUGCCGGCAACAAUCAUAUCGACAAGGAAGACUUCCUACACCUAUAUCCUCCUGCACGCGAGAUGGUUUUUAAUCUAGAGAAUAUACGGAAUGGCUUCGCAGGAGCUGGUCUUAAGCCACUUAACGAAGACCGGGUCCUCGAAAAGAUUACAUUUCAACUUCGGACGCCAACACCACCUCUUGUCGAAGGAUCAAUAUCCUCUACUUUUCAAACACCUGAGAAUCCUCGCCAGCUAUAUCAUGAGGUUCGCAGUCUACAGAGAAGCCUUCGAAAAAGAAUGCUCUCUAGUAGCCCAAUUUCUCAUAUUCAACAUCUUGAAAAGGCUGCGCAGAUGGCAAUGAACAUGAACGUUCUUCUCCAACAAGAAAUCAAGGUUCUACGCGAUGAGAAUGAGCGGAAACUGAAAAAGAAGGCAAGAAGGCGUGAACCCGGCCCAAGCCAAAUCGACCUCUACAACAUCUUAAACGCCAUAAUCACCGAAAAAGGCCUAACAAUAACCUACAUGGACAGCACGACCCCUCAAAAUGCAUUCCUAAAUGCCCUGCAAUACCCAAUAAACCCCAGCAAAACCAGUGAAGCCCAAACCUGGGCCUCAACCCUAAAUGCCCAUGCCUACGGCUCCGCAAAACCCAACAAGACUCUCAAGAUCCUAAUAAAUCCCUUCUGCAGCGGCGCCAUGGAAAAAUUCCACAAAAUCGCCUCGCCAAUACUGAGCGCCGCAAACUGCACCCUCUCAGUCGAAGAAACGCAGUAUCGCGGGCACGCAAGCGAAAUAGCGCAGUCCCUCGACCUAAUAUACGACGGGAUAGUCUGCUGUUCCGGCGACGGGCUCCCGCACGAAGUCUUCAAUGGACUUGCGCGGCGGAAAGACGCGCAAGACGCGCUGGGCUCAGUGGCUGUUUCGAUGAUCCCAUGCGGAUCAGGCAAUGCGAUGGCGUGGAAUCUUUUUGGGAGUGAUGAUGUUGCGGUCGCGGCGUUGGCGAUUGUUAAGGGAGUGAAUAUGCCGUUGGAUUUAAUGUCUGUGACGCAGGGGGAUCGGCAUACUGUUUCGUUCCUCUCGCAGUCGCUGGGUGUCCUUGCGGAUUCGGAUUUGAAGACGGAGCAUCUAAGGUGGAUGGGGGAUCAGAGGUUUAUUUAUGGGGUUUUUGCGACGAUUGUUAGGAAGACGGCUUAUCCUUGUUUGCUUGCUGUUAAGACUCUCCCAGAGCAAGGAGAGGAGAUUUCAUCGGGGCACUGGCAGGUACAUGGUGGACUUUCCCUCCCGCUCAAGUACGGGACCGUCGAGGACAGAGUCCGCGAGGAUUGGGAGGUGAUGCCGCGGGAGCAGCUGGCGAGUUUCUACACGGGCAAGAUGAAGAUAGUCGCGAAGGACACGAAUUUUUUUCGGAUGCUGAGCCGAAUGAUGGGCUUUUGGAUUUGA